Molecule: messenger RNA, 2796 nt
Organism: Stereum hirsutum FP-91666 SS1
Lineage: Eukaryota; Fungi; Basidiomycota; Agaricomycetes; Russulales; Stereaceae
Product: DEAD-domain-containing protein
Exons: 5
Coding region: 61-2793 (910 amino acids)
Cellular component (GO): nucleus
Molecular function (GO): RNA binding; RNA helicase activity; ATP binding
Source: RefSeq, a predicted model, not a curated record
GCUAUAGCUGACGAUGGCGGAGAUGACGACGACGUUCUGCAAGAUAUUAUCAGGGAUUCUAUGACGAAGAGGGAUGUGAAAGAGGGAACGGAGGUUAUGAAGAAGACGAAGGGCAAGAAUAAGCUUGUGAAGGGGGAGAUUGGAGGUGGUAGUUUCCAGAGCAUGGGUUUACAUCCGUGGCUCCUCCGUUCACUCACCCUCCAGGGUUUCCGGACCCCUACACCUAUCCAACGACAAUCAAUCCCCGUCCUUCUGUCUAAUCCUCCAAGAGAUCUUGUAGGCAUGGCACGAACAGGUUCUGGGAAAUCGCUCGCGUUCCUCGUGCCUCUCAUUCAACGAUUAGGCGGACGACAUGCUACUUCGUUUGGUGCUCGUGCCCUUAUCAUGCUGCCAGCUCGUGAACUGGCGUUGCAGGUCAUGAAGGUCGGGAAGGAACUCGCGAGAGGGUGGAGAGAGGGAGAUGGAGGACACGCUGGUGAUAAAGACAAUGAUGAUGCAGAGGAUGGGAAGAGAGGACAAGCAUUGAGGUGGGGGCUGAUUGUGGGUGGAGAGGGUUUGGACGAGCAGUUUGAGAUGAUCUCAAGUAACCCUGACGUCAUCAUCGCCACACCCGGUCGUCUCCUCCAUCUCAUCGUCGAAAUGAAUCUUGACCUCCGGUCCGUCCAAUACGUAGUCUUCGACGAAGCCGACCGUCUUUUCGAAAUGGGGUUCGAGACCGCUCUCACCGAAAUCGUCAGUCGUCUCCCUCCAACCCGUCAAACCCUUCUCUUCUCCGCCACACUCCCCAAAAGUCUCGUCGACUUCGCGAAAGCAGGCCUCGACAAUCCGAAGCUCGUCCGAUUGGAUGCGGAGAGCAAGAUCAGUUCCGAUUUGAGAAUGGCGUUCUUUUCAGUCAAGCAGACGGAGAAAGACGCCUCAUUGCUCGCGUUGUUGCGGGACGUUAUCUGCGUCCCUCUAGGACAGAAUAAUCCCGACAAGGCGGAAGAAGAUGGAGAGAAGCAGAAGAAGGGGAAAGGGAAAGGAAAGAGUGGUGGGCCUCAGCUCACAGCACCUCAUCAGACCCUCGUCUUCGCCGCCACCAAACAUCAUGUCGAGUACCUCACCAACCUGCUGAUCACCGCCGGCUACUCCGUUUCGCACAUCUACGGGUCGUUGGAUCAAGCCGCUCGCACGCAACAGAUGGACUUCUUCCGUCGAGGAGUGACCAAUGUCCUCGUCGUGACAGAUGUUGCUGCUCGUGGUAUCGAUAUCCCAGUUCUUGAGAACGUGGUGAAUUACGACUUCCCGCAGGGUGCGAGGGUAUUCGUGCAUCGUGUAGGAAGGACGGCCAGAGCUGGAAGACAGGGAUGGGCUUGGAGUUUCGUCAGUCCCGUUGAGUUGCCUUAUUUGCUCGAUCUUCAGCUCUUUCUCGGGAGGCCAAUCAAGAGCGAGGCCACUGCGUCAGAGGAGCAGGGGAAGGGCGAGAGCUUAUAUACGGAGUCGUUGAUGCUGGGCACGUUCACUAGGGAGAAGAUGGACGAGGAGGUGGAGUACAUUCGCUCGUUGGACGAGGCGAACCAUUCGCUUCCUGUAUUGAGGGAUGUCAUGAGGAAGGGUCAAGGGAUGUAUGAGAGGAGUAAGGGUAAGGCGAGUCAGGCGAGUUAUAAGAGGGCGAAGGAUAUGAUGAAGAAGCCGGGGGCUUGGGGCCUCAUUGGGGCUGGUGCAGAGGGAGGCUCACAUCCUGUUCUGAGGUUGAAGGGGAUCGGCGCGGCCACGGGAGGACAAGAGGAUGUGAAGAGGAGGGAAGAACAGAGGGAGGCAGAGGAGAAGAGGAGGUUGCUGUUGAGGACGGUCAACUCAUUCCGGCCUGCGGAGACCGCUCUGGAGAUUGGAACGCGAGGGAAGACGGGAAAUGCGGCUCUGAUGAAGGAUAGGAGGAAGGCACUGUCCAAGGCGGUCGAGAGAGCAGCCAUGGCAUCCACGUCAGCGUCAGCUAUAGUUGAGGACGACUCCGACGAAGAGGAUGGGAUCGAAGGCGGAGGGGAAGUAGAGGGAUUAGAGAUGGCGGACGAGGCAGAUAUUGCGGCUGUCUUCGACACCACAACGAAAAAGCGAAAAGAUGGCUAUCGCGACGAGGAAUUCUACAUGUCGCAUUACCAAAAAGAUGCCGACACAGAGAAAGGGUACUCUCUACGCGAUAAUGCCACAUUCGCUGAGCAGGCGCGCAACGCCACUUUCGAUCUAACCACCGACGAAGGUGUAGCUGCUCAAAAACGUGCCUACUCCCAAACGACUUGGGAUAAGAAAAAGAAGAAGUUCGUCAAAGGCGACGGAGCUGGCGCCGACAACGUCAAAAUGGUCAGAACCGAGAGCGGAACCAAGUUGCCAGCCACGUAUCGCAGCGGACGCUUCGACGAGUGGAAGGCGAAGAGCAAGUUCAGUUUGCCCAAGGUCGGGGAAAUGGAGGAUUCGAGGUUCACCGGUGCAGGUCCGGCAGGGAAGGGAGGAAAGAGGUUCAAGCAUCAACAGGUCACUCAAGCAAAGCCUCUAGACAAGCUUCACAAGGGCUAUGAGAGGAAGGUCAGGCAAAUCAAGAAGGGUGCAGAGGCUGCGGGACCGACCGAGGGAGAGGGGGCUGGAGGUAGGGGUAAAGGAAAGGGAGGUAAACCGACUGGUGGUCGGUAUGGGGGGAAGUCGAUGGGUAGAGUCAAGAAUGAGCUCAAGUCGGUGGAGCAGAUCCGGAGAGACAGGAAGAUGUCAGACCAGAGGAAAGCGAAGAAUGCGAGGCCGAGCAGGAAGAAGGGCAAGCGGUAAUAU